AUUGGGUAUCUCGCUACACCCCCAUCCGCGGUUACUUUGUAACAGUGCACUUGAUUGAAAUUUCUUAGAGGCACAUGAUUGGAAAAAGGCUGUUGUAAUUCGCAUGCGCACUGUACUAUAAUCAAGUACCAGACGGAGGACAGGUCGCGAGCAAGAGGUGAAUCUUCGGCAUGUAUUUUCGAAGUCCGGGCAUCGGCUAAACGAUGCAUUGAAUUGCGAGGGCAGCAACAAGCCAGGUACACAGAGCCUCAUUUUUCCCAUAACCCCACCCCAGUAUGGAGAACCUAGAGGAGGACCUGACAUGUUCGGUGUGCUAUUCCCUCUUCACUGAUCCUCGGGUCCUGCCCUGCUCCCACACCUUCUGUAAGUCCUGCCUGGACAACGUACUCCAAGUCUCUGCCAUCUACUCCAUCUGGCGUCCGCUGCGGCUCCCACUCAAGUGCCCCAACUGCCGCAGUGUGGUAGAGCUCCCGCCAACGGGUGUUGACGCAUUGCCCAUAAAUGUCUCCCUCCGCGCCAUCAUUGAGAAGUUCCAGAAGGACAGCCAACCACGGCCCCCCUCCUGCCUUGAGCACCACCGACAGCCCCUCAACGUCUACUGUGUCCAGGACCGCCAGCUCAUCUGUGGCUUCUGCCUAACAGUGGGCCAGCACCAGGGCCACCCCAUCGAUGACCUGCAGGCAGCCUUCAUCAGGGAAAGGCAGGCGCCCGCUCACCUGCUGGGGAGGCUCUCAGACCACCGCUGGGCAGAGGUGUGUGAGCUGGGGGAGCUGCUGGAGCAGGAGAAGGCCAGCUGUGAGGGCCUAGUGAGGCAGGACCGGCAGGCUGUGGAACAGUACUUCCAGGGGCUGGAGCUGGUGCUUGCCAGGAAGAAAGAGGCUUUCAUGGGGGCCCUGGACACCGCAAGCGUGGAGAUGUCGCUGACCUACGAUCCACUCAUCCAGAGGCUGAAGGAGCUGCAGGAGGAGCAGCUGGACUUGUUGUCUCUGGGCUCGGCCGUGGAGGACGAAGACUCGCCGCUGGUCUUCCUGGAGAAGGUGUACAUGUUCCGGGAGAGGGUGGAGGCGCUGGUAAAUGCCCCCCUGCCCAAAGUCACAUCCCUCUCCAUCACACCCCGUGCUGCUGAGUACCUGGAACAGCACUGGGCGGGGGUGACCAUCGGAGGGCUGGAUGAAGGGCCGGUGCCUCAGGUCUUCUGCUGUGCCAAGCCCACCAUUCUGGAGACGGUUCUUAGGACAGAAGCAGGGAGUCACCCUGGAGGCUGGGUCCAGGAUCUGUGGCUGCAGCUCCAGCCCACUCCCCCUGUGGUGCUCCUGGGGCUGCUGCUGCUCCUGGUGGCAGUGUGGGUGAAUCCUGUUGGGGGAGCAUCUCUGGGCUUCUCCCUGCUGUCCCAGCUCAGUCAGAUGGUGCACGGCCUGAGCAGCGAACUGACCACCUCACUAUGGGAGACAGCAAGCUUCCUGUAUGCACAGACAGGUGAGGUGGUGUGUAGGUACAGCUCUGCCCUCUCCACACUGGGGGAGAACACCUACCAGCAGAUGGCAUCCCUCUACAAGACCUUCAGCUACUGACAAAAAGACAUGGGUCUUCACUUCAGGAAGGACCCCAGCUCCUCAUGACAGCACCACCUGGUGAUGUAAGGUCUUAAUGUCACCCGUUACACUUUGGUUUUGGUUGGGAAUUCAUGCUAACUGUGCCUAUUGAUUGGAAAAUUCCUGAUGCAGCAGGAUACAGUUGACAGAAAACACAGGCGUUACUUCUGGGACUAACCCGGACCCCAGAUAAAGCUUAUCACAGGAAUAUACUGCCUCAUGUACCAGAAAGUGAAAAACCAUGAAAUGCAUUCAGCAGAUUGGAAGCAGUUGUUUACAUUUUAGUCAUUUAGCAGAUGCUCUUAUCCAGAGCUACUUACAGUAGCGAGUGCAUACAUUUUCAUUCGUACUGGUCCCCCAUGGGAAUCGAAUCCACAACCCUGGCGUUGCAAGUGCAAUGCUCUACCAACUGAGCCGGACGGGUAUAUAUAAUUAUUAGCCUUAAAAAUACUUGACAUUUUGCAAGCCAAUAUGCCUUAACCUUAUGCACAGCUUUUUCAAAGACAUUCUAGAGCUCUACAUGCUGUGUACUGUAAGAAAUACUAUACGACUGUUACAUUUUACUCCAGCUAUUUAACCUUCACCAGAAAAGCCUUCUGUUAAAUCAAGUACUGAUUUUCUAUAAGUCAACUACAAUGUGUGUACUUCAAAAUGUCUCUUCAAAUAAAUAAUCUUGUGAUA
Molecule: messenger RNA, 2273 nt
Organism: Coregonus clupeaformis (lake whitefish)
Lineage: Eukaryota; Metazoa; Chordata; Actinopteri; Salmoniformes; Salmonidae
Product: tripartite motif-containing protein 59
Exons: 5
Coding region: 276-1571 (431 amino acids)
Biological process (GO): cilium assembly
Cellular component (GO): centrosome; intraciliary transport particle B; cilium
Molecular function (GO): zinc ion binding
Source: RefSeq, a predicted model, not a curated record